Linum tenue is the source of this 342-nucleotide messenger RNA. NCBI's taxonomy places the organism in Eukaryota, Viridiplantae, Streptophyta, Magnoliopsida, Malpighiales, Linaceae. The record is from the annotation of a GenBank genome assembly.
AUGGACCAAGAGAGGAAGAAAAGCAACUCCUCCCCAGAACUUGCACUGCGAGAAGCAGAACACGAAGAAGAACGGGAUGAGGAGAAGAUCGACAAGUUCUUUGCAAUUAUCAAAAGGCUGAGAGAGGCUCGCCAUGUUUCUUCUUCAAGCACCCUGCAACAGAUGGAGGCACAAAGGGAGAAGAAGGCAAAGAAGAUCCAGGCCCCCUGGACUCCUUCCUUCCAGCUUGAAGAUUUUGCUGGACUUGCUGGUUUGAGAACAGCUGGAACCUGCACCACCACAGAGAAAGAAAUAUGUGCACAGGAAGAGAAACACGAAAUAGACCUCAACCUUGCCUUGUAG